Messenger RNA from Pochonia chlamydosporia 170, 171 nucleotides. RefSeq lists its product as hypothetical. Lineage: Eukaryota; Fungi; Ascomycota; Sordariomycetes; Hypocreales; Clavicipitaceae. Bases 1 to 171 code for a protein of 56 amino acids. The transcript has a single exon. The record is from RefSeq and is a predicted model, not a curated record.
AUGGCGUCAAUAGACAAGACGACAGCUUCCCACUCGCAGCCUGCCGUCGACAUGGUGCCAGUCUGCUCCGCAUUGGCAGGUGAGGAUAAAAUUAAAGUAAAAAGCAUCAGAUUCUGUGCAGCCACUUUCAGAACCAGGAGCAGUUUGACAACUUGGUGGAGGGUGAGAUGA